Maudiozyma barnettii is the source of this 2805-nucleotide messenger RNA. It is a transcript of the gene ASE1, whose product is annotated as Ase1p. The transcript has a single exon. Gene Ontology annotation, molecular function: microtubule binding. The coding region runs from base 1 to 2805 and encodes 934 amino acids. The record is from RefSeq and is a predicted model, not a curated record. Gene Ontology annotation, biological process: mitotic spindle midzone assembly; microtubule cytoskeleton organization. NCBI's taxonomy places the organism in Eukaryota, Fungi, Ascomycota, Saccharomycetes, Saccharomycetales, Saccharomycetaceae. Gene Ontology annotation, cellular component: cytoplasm; spindle; mitotic spindle midzone.
AUGGAUACGUUACAAAAAUCGCCAUCUAGUCUGAAACAACGUUCGGCGAAGGAAGUGGGCUUUCAUGGAUCUCAUACUAAUGAUAUCUCAAGCGAAUCCUCAAUAGAAUCAACGUUAUCGACAUCAGGUUCCCGAACGCCAAUCAUGACACAUACAAGUCAAACUAAUGUAAGCCCGUCAAAGGAGUUCAUGACAUUAACACCAAUUAGACUCCCUGAAAACUAUUCUCCUUCAAGAAACCCACUACUUUUAUCUAGCCGAAGGAAACAAAAUGAUAUCAAUACCGAGAUCAAUUCUUUGAAUAACUAUUCUCCAACUCAUGAGACAAUAUAUCAGGAAAAAUUCAAUGGUAUCUCAUCUCAAUUGGCGACUCUAUUAGAAAACCUGAAUAUAAUAUACAAAAAGAUCGGAUACUCCAGUUCAAUGAUAACAACUAAGGAGAAGACAAUAUUCCAUGAUUUAUCAUCCCUAUUAGAAAAUUUUUAUGAGGAAGCUGAAGUUGAAAUGGAAAAACUAUCUUUAAAUAAUGAUUUAGAUCAAGAAAUAAUAAACAAAAUAUUAAUUAUACUUGGGGAUCCUAGUGGUAUUGAAACGAUUCCAGAUCUAUAUAUAAGAAACGCCAUUUUAAAACAAUCAAAUAAAAGCGUUCCCCAGUCCCCCAAAAAACCAUUAACGCUACUUAAUAAGAAAAUUACACUUGAAAAAGCUAAAAUGUUUACAUUAGGGAAAUAUAUACCUAAAUUAAUUACGUUCUUACAAUAUUCUGUGACGUUACAAAAAUUGAUACGAUCUGUAAAUAAUGAUAACCUAAUAGCUGAAGAAUCAGUCACUAAUGCAAUUUCGAAUCUACCAUCUUUAAAAGAAGUCGAAUACCUACUAAAGGAUUUGAUGAAAUUAAAAGAUUUUCAAGUAAACACAGAAAGUAUAUCACAACUCUUGAAACAGUAUAAGAAGAUCCUAUUAGAUGGUAAUGGCACCACUGAUAUUUCCACGGAACGUAUAAAGAACCUUACAGCUGCCAUCAAUGUGUAUGAAGUAGAGAUCAAAUCGAGAUUCCAACAGAAUAAUGAAAUGGUAAAUGAAAUAAGUGCAUUAAUAAACGAAUUACAAGUAAACCCAGAGGAAGAUUUACCUCCUCAGGAAUGGAAUACCCUAACGACUAGUUUCAACAUUGUAAAUAAUCGUAAUAUACGAGACAUAAAUGAUUUAGAUCCAAAUAUCAUUAUAGGCAAUGAACAAUUAGAUACUUUGCAGCUGAUUAUCAAGAAAUAUAUUACCAUUAAAGCAAAUAGAUUAACUGAGAAAAAGAUGUUGAUUACCAAAUGUAGAACUUUAUGGUCUAUAUUAAAAAUAUCCGAGACAUAUAUUGAAGAAUUUAUGAGGCAGAAUGCUGGUCUAUCGACUCAAAUCUUUAGUAAUCUAAAUGUAGAAAAAGAAAAACUAGAGCAAGAUAAGAAACAACAAAUAAAACACUUAAUCAAGCAAUCCUUAGAGGAGAUAACUGGGCUAUGGGAUACUCUGAGUAUCGAAGACCAACAUAGAGAAGAGUUUUUCCAGAAGUUCAAUAAUAAAAUCGAGCCAGUUCAAACUCUUCAAGAUAACGAAAAUUUAUUAGCAAUGUGUACUUUAGAGAUCAAUGAACUGAAUGAAAAGAUGGAGAUUUACAGACCCAUAUUAAAAUUAAUAGACGAAUUCCAUUCUUUACAAGAGGAUGAAAUAUUCCUGGAUAAUAGUUCAAAGGAUUCAUCUAGACUUCUCUCUAGAAACUCUCAUAAGAUCUUAUUAAAGGAAGAAAACACAAGGAAGAGACUGACAAGACAUUUUCCAAGAGUUAUGGCGGAAUUGUCAAAAAAACUAUUAGAGUCAGAGGAUGUAUUCCAAAGGCCAUUUUUAUAUAAGAAUCAACGUAUGCUGGACAUAGUGUUAGAUGAAGAGGAAUCGUUUGCUCACAAAUAUCCAAGAAGUAGACGUAUUAUGGGAGAGCGUAUAUCUAAGAUUCGCAAGGAAAGAGUAGUCUCUAAUUCUUCUGUGAAUUCGAAAUCUACGAUUGGAUCAAGUCAAUCUGCACCAUUGAUGACAUUAACCAACAACAAACCAUUUAGAGUAGCAAAGCGAUACAACUCCGACGGUAUAAGAACUGAUUCUACUAAUAAUGAGAUCCAAAGGAAAAUAUCUCCAAUAAGAUACAAAUCUAAUUUGACUGAAUCUGAUUUAAUGAGAAAUUCAAGGUUAUUAUCAGAAGAAUCUAAAUUACCAAAAUUCUACGAACAAGAUGUUGUUAAGUAUGAAAAAGAAUCUACAGAAAGGCAUUUACUUGCUCCAACAAAAAUUGUUAGAAAACCACUCUCUACUCCUGGAAACAUAAAACCUCAAAUGUUAAGGGAUUCAUCCUCAAAUGUAUCAUUAAACAAAUUUUCUACACCUAUUUUGAAAAACACUCCACAGCAAACUGAGUCAUAUCAUGGCGUAAAACCUACACAAUUAUUCCCAAUUAGUAACAAUAAACUAAACAAUAUGUCGAACAUCAAAGUGUCACGUAUACCGACUCUUAAUAAACCUAUGACAAGAAGAAACUUUGCAAAUAGCGUAUCUCAAUUACAAGAAAAGGAAAACUCAGGACUAGGGAGAAUCCCUUCAGAUCCAACCUCCCAACAGGAUAUAACUGCAAAACUACGCAGUCCCUACCGCGAACCCGACCACAGUGUCUACCAAUUAUCUCAAUCCCCUGAUGGCAAAUUCAGAUUAAGUAUUCAAGAGAGACAGCUAGAUAAUCCAUUCGAUGAUACUAGCCUCUGCGAAGAAUGA